UGAAAGUGACGUACUUAGUUCGAGAAGUAAAAUUGCAAAACAAGUUUAAUUUUGUGCAUUUAGAUAUUACAAAACUUAAACGAGUUAAUAAAGUAUUUCUAACAUUCUUUGUGUAACAGACAUUUAGUUAUUAAUAAUUAAAAGUAAGGGAAAAUGCCGAAACCGCAUUUCGAAAAUAAACAGACGUGGAUAAAACAUGAUCGUGAACGAGAUAGAGAUCGUAGAGUUACAUUCAAACCAAAUCGAUUUGGAGGUCAAAAGAAUCAUAAUAGAGAUUGGAGUAAUGCUAUACGUGAACAUUUACAAGAUGAGGAUGUUGAUAUGGGGGUUAGUUCUGGGUCUGGUAGAAAUUUUAUUAACAAGAAGUACAACAAGGGAAAGAAAGGGAGGAAAGGAUCACCUAUACCUAAUAGUAGACGAAAAUUAUUAGAAGGUCCAACUAAUUGGUAUAAAGUUUCGAUUCCGCAUGGAGAUAAAUAUGAAAAAAGUUUUCUGUUAAAAACAUUAUUGGAGAAAGUAACCCCUUUACCAUUUUGGCCCAUAGCGUGGCAAGUGUACGGAACAACAAGCACCUUUUAUGUUGACGAUUAUAAAAUUGCUGAAAAACUUCUUAAUUUAGAUCGACAAAUACAGUUACCUAAUGGAUUUCGACUCAUUAUUCGAGUACAUCCUGGUUCACCUAACGUCGAUAUGAACUCGGCUACAAAAGAAAAAAUGAAACUCGUCAUGGCUAAACGUUACAGUGCAGGAAACAAAGCAUUGGACCUGACAAAAUUCCAUGCAGAUCCAGAAUUGCAAGAUUAUUUCUGUGCUUUAUUCAAACCAAUAGUGUUUUUAACCGUAGUUGAAAUUAUAGCGGAGAAUAUCCCAGAAUUAGAAGCCCUUAAUUUGUUUGAUAACAAAAUUUCAGUAUUAAGUUUUCUGAAGAAAUCUAUGAAAAAGAUACCUAAUUUGAAGAUUCUACACAUGGGAAACAAUAAGUUGAGAGAAAUGGCUCAGUUGGAUUCACUUCAAGGGCUCCCAAUUAUAGAUCUAGUCUUGAACGGAAAUCCGCUUUGUGACAAAUUUAAGGACCAGGCGUCUUAUAUUAGCGAAGUUCGGAAGAGGUUCCCCAAAUGUAUGAAACUGGAUGGCAUUGAUCUACCCCCUCCAAUAAGUUUCGAUAUUGCCGAAGAACACCAGUUACCAGAUCCUCAGCAAACAUUUUUAUGUAACGCUGAAGGCAGCUCUAUUAUACGCCAGUUUCUCGAGCAAUAUUUUCUUAUUUACGACACAGAAAACCGACAGCCUCUGUUGCAAGCUUAUCAUGAAAAUGCCACGUUUUCUAUGACGAUGGGAUACCCGUAUGGUUAUGGCAAAGAUAAAAAUGUGGCCUGGUUGAACUGGUAUGCCACAGACAAUAGAAAUAUCAUGAGAGUGCAAGACCCUGAGAGAAGGAAUAAAUUGCUGAAACAGGGCCAUUUAGCUGUUGUCUCGUUCCUACAACAAAUGCCCCUAACCAGGCAUGAUAUUCACGGCUUCACUGUUGAUCUCACUAUAUUUACACCUCAGAUGUUGUGCCUGACAGUGUCGGGUAUGUUUAAGGAAUUAAAGAGUGGCCAUAAAAUUCCACCAAUGAGGUUUUUCAUCAGGACUCUUAUCAUUGUACCUGCGGGUUCAGGUUUCUGUAUAGCCAACGAAGUUCUUCAUGUUACUAAUGCUACACCUGACCAGGCAAAGGAAGCCUUUAAAACUCCUGUAACGGUAGAACCCGCUCCAACAACUUCAGUUAAUAUAUCGGUGCCUGCAGUGCAAGCCACUCCAGCUGUGCCAGUGCCUGAUGAUGUUACCAAACAAGAAAUGAUUCAACAAAUGUCCACACAUUCUGGAAUGAAUUUGGAGUGGUCUUUGAAAUGUUUAGAAGAAACCCAAUGGGACUUCCAAAGGGCUAGUAUGGUUUUUCAGCAACUACAAUCACAGGGUGUUAUACCACCCGAAGCUUUCGUUAAAUGAUAUUUGGAAUACAUAUGUUUUCAAAAUUAAAAUAAUUGAUUUAUUGUACUUUUUUACUUUUUAAAUUAUACAUUAGUGUUUACUUAUAUUUUUUUAGUUGUUUGUAUAUAUACAGAUAGAAUAAUCGAAUAGUAGCAUUUUCUAGUUGUUUAUAAUUAUGUUCGUAGAUGAACAACCGAAAGUUAAUAUUUUCAAUUUUUCUGUUUUUAAUUUCUGUAGUUAUAUUUUCACCUUUUUAUUUUUGAAAUGAAA
Messenger RNA from Anoplophora glabripennis (Asian longhorned beetle), 2244 nucleotides. RefSeq names its product nuclear RNA export factor 1. NCBI's taxonomy places the organism in Eukaryota, Metazoa, Arthropoda, Insecta, Coleoptera, Cerambycidae. Gene Ontology annotation, biological process: poly(A)+ mRNA export from nucleus. The record is from RefSeq and is a predicted model, not a curated record. Gene Ontology annotation, cellular component: cytoplasm; nucleus. The transcript has 10 exons. Gene Ontology annotation, molecular function: RNA binding; protein binding. Bases 154 to 1992 code for a protein of 612 amino acids.